This is a messenger RNA of Pogoniulus pusillus (Red-fronted tinkerbird), 5928 nucleotides long. It is a transcript of the gene NEK9, whose product is annotated as NIMA related kinase 9. The transcript is spliced from 22 exons. Gene Ontology annotation, cellular component: centrosome. Gene Ontology annotation, biological process: protein phosphorylation. The coding region runs from base 1110 to 3581 and encodes 823 amino acids. NCBI's taxonomy places the organism in Eukaryota, Metazoa, Chordata, Aves, Piciformes, Lybiidae. Gene Ontology annotation, molecular function: protein kinase activity; protein kinase binding; ATP binding. The record is from RefSeq and is a predicted model, not a curated record.
GCUGGGUUGGAGAAGUAGAAGGAUUUGAUAGGAGGAUCUGAGUUGCAGCUGCUUGAAGACAGCUGGAAGAGGAGGUCAUAUACAGCUAACCCUGCUGGAGCAGGAUGCUUACCUUGAACUGCAAUCAGUGGAUGGGGCAUCAUCAGUGAUGAAUGGGACAGCACCUGUGGCUAGGUGUCCUCUGUGUAUUUGGGGGUUGCAUUAAGUUGUCAUCAGAAGCUUUCUUUGGUGGAACAGGCUAUCAUAUUGUUAUCAUCCUAGACAGAUUGUUUUCACUAGGACAGGUUGAAGAGAGCAACAGAGUAGUGUGAAGUAUUUUUGAAGGGCGUCAGAUUUUCUGGUUGGCAGGAACAAUAACCAAGAGAUAAGCAUACAGCCUGCCCUGCCUAAGUGUGUCUUGAGUAAUAGAGAACUAGAGACAUGAGAAUGAGGGAGUCUUAUUCAGACUUAGGGAUGUUGGUUUUGCUGGUGUGUUAACAGUUGUUUCUCUGACUUUCUUUGCUGUGCACAAGUCCAAGAGAAUUUGUGAGUAAUUUUUCAAGUAAGGCUGCACUAGUUGCUGUCAGACACAUCUCAGAAUACAAAGUUUUUAGUGUUUAAUUUGCACUUCUGGAGAUGGAGAAAGAGCUUUCAAAUUUCAGUAAAUACUGUUCCCAGCUUACAGGGGAGGAAGCCAAGUUACUGAUUUAUUAGCCUGUAGUUCUAUAUGUAUAUCAUGGCUCCACAAGAUUUGGAUUUAUCAUUGGGUAAUAUCAAUUAAGACAUCUGAAAUGGAUUUUGGAAGAAAUACCCUAUAAAAUACAUUUGUGGAAAAGAAAACAGUGUCAGAAGGUUAGAUGUGAUUAGGUGAGGCAAAGAAGAAAGUAAUUAACUUUUAGUAUAUGUGCACAGAAGUAUUGCUUAUCAAUUAAGAGCUACCUGGUCUCCUGGUCUAGGAUUUUGGCUGUCGUGCUGCUCUUUGGUUCAGAAAAGCUGCAAAAAAGAUGACUAAAUAUCAGAGAUGAGGAACAGAAUUCCCUAAAAGGCUGCAUAAUUUACAUCUUUAGGAAGGAGGAGGGAACCUCUACGAUAAGAUUCUGCGGCAAAAAGACACGUUGUUUGAAGAAGAGAUGGUGGUUUGGUAUCUCUUUCAAAUUGCAUCAGCCGUGAGCUGCAUUCAUCGAGCAGGAAUUCUUCACAGAGAUAUAAAGACAUUAAAUAUCUUUCUAACCAAGGCAAACCUGAUUAAAUUGGGAGACUAUGGGUUGGCAAAGAAGCUGAACUCUGAAUACUCUAUGGCUGAGACUCUGGUGGGAACUCCAUAUUACAUGUCCCCAGAGCUCUGCCAGGGUGUGAAAUACAACUUCAAAUCUGAUAUUUGGGCGGUGGGAUGUGUCAUCUUUGAGCUGCUUACUCUGAAGAGGACUUUUGAUGCUACUAAUCCCCUGAACCUUUGUGUGAAGAUUGUACAGGGAAAUCGUGCCAUGGAGGUUGAUUCCACUGUCUACUCCCGGGAACUGAUCCAAAUGGUGAAUUCCUGCCUUGAUCAGGAUCCAGAGAAGAGACCUACUGCAGAUGAGUUGCUUGAACAUCCGCUGCUCAGCAAACGCAGGAGGGAGAUGGAAGAGAAAGUUACAUUGCUUAACGGGCCAAAUAAGCGACCAAGGUCAAGUACCAUGAAUGAGGCUCCCAUUGCAGUGGUGACUUCACGCACUAGUGAGGUGUAUGUCUGGGGGGGUGGAAAGUCCACCCCCCAGAAGCUGGAUGCCAUCAAAAGUGGCUGCAGUGCACGCCAGGUGUGUGCUGGCAACACUCACUUUGCUGUGGUGACAGUGGAGAAGGAGCUCUACACCUGGGUGAACAUGCAAGGGGGCACCAAGCUGCAUGGGCAGCUGGGACAUGGAGACAGAGCCUCUUACCGGCAGCCAAAGCAUGUUGAGAAGCUUCAGGGAAAAGCCAUUCGCCAGGUGUCCUGUGGAGAUGAUUUCACAGUGUGCAUUACAGAUGAGGGCCAGUUGUAUGCCUUUGGCUCAGAUUAUUAUGGAUGCAUUGGUGUUGACAAGGCUUAUGGCUCUGAAGUACUUGAGCCCCUGCAGCUGGAUUUCUUCCUUACCAACCCUGUGGAACAGGUCUCAUGUGGAGAUAACCAUGUGGCAGUGCUGACAAGGAACAGAGAAGUUUACACAUGGGGCUGUGGAGAAUAUGGGCGCUUGGGCUUGGAUUCUGAAGAAGAUCACUAUACCCCUCAGAAGGUGGAUGUGCCGAAGACCUUAACCAUUGUGUCUGUUUACUGUGGCUGUGAUGGGACUUUCCUGCUCACCCAGACAGGCAAAGUUUUGGCAUGUGGACUCAACGAGUUCAACAAGCUGGGCCUGAAUCAGUGCACAUCAGGGAUAAUAAACCAUGAUACGUACUAUGAGGUGCCAUAUGCCACUUCCCUUACUCUGGCCAAGCAGCUGUCCUUCUACAAGAUCCGCACCAUUUCUCCAGGGAAGACACACACAGCUUCCAUUGAUGAGCGAGGCCGCCUGCUGACCUUCGGCUCCAACAAGUGCGGACAGCUUGGUGUUGGGGACUAUAAGAAGCACCUGGGAAUUAACCUGCUGGGAGGCCCCCUGGGGGGUAAGCAGGUGAUCAGGGUUUCAUGUGGAGAUGAAUUCACCAUAGCUGCUACUGACGACAACCAUAUCUUUGCCUGGGGCAAUGGUGGGAAUGGGCGUCUGGCCAUGACGUCGACUGAGAGAGCUCAUGGCUCAGAUAUUUGUACCUCGUGGCCUCGGCCAAUAUUUGGAUCAUUGCAUCAUGUGCCAGACCUGUCGUGCCGUGGCUGGCACACCAUCAUCAUUGUUGAAAAGGUGUUGAACUCUAAAACAAUCCGUUCCAAUAGCAGUGGCCUGUCCAUUGGUACUGUGGCUCAGAGCUCCACGACUGGAGGAGGAGAGGAGGAGGAUAAUGAACAGGAAGCAGAGACCUCCAAUCCCAGUGGAGGCUUUCGGGGAACCAUGGAAGCAGAUCGUGAGCUGGGAGGCUGGAUCAGCACCACAGAGGCUAAAGGAGGCAACAGUGCUGACAGUAGCUCCUGCCCUGGCUGGCUGCGAAAGGAGCUGGAGAAUGCUGAAUUCAUCCCUAUGCCUGACAGCCCCUUUCCUCUGAGCAUGGCAUCUUCGGAGCCCGAGAAAGACACUCUUCCUUACCAGAAACUUCAAGGACUAAAAGUCGCCUCUGAGGAACCUGUUGCAUUAAACAAGCCCAAAACAGAGCCCUGGCCUGCUUGCCUGAGUCCAGCUGUGCUGUGCAGUGAAGGGAAGGCUUCAUCUCCCAGUGCAGGCUGCAUGUGCGGUGCUCUUCAAAUGGAGGUGGCACACCUCCGAGGCCUCGUUUUACAGUGUUUGGAGGAUCAGAAGAGGUUGCAGCAGGAAACCAUUCGUCUGAGUGCCCAACUCCGGCGGUUUUGCCGAGGGACAGAGGGAAUGCAGCAGGUGGAGGUUCAUUCCAAAGGAACACAGACAGCCAAAGAGGAGAUGGAAGUGGAUCCGAAACCUGACCUGGAUUCAGAUUCCUGGUGUCUCCUGGGAACGGACUCGUGCCGGUCCAGCCUCUAGUCUGCUGAGCCCACUGGGAUCCAUCUAACUUCACAGCACACUAACCGAAUGCAGAGAGCGGCUUUCCUGGCUUCAGGGCACUCGCAGACAAGGAGCGAGGCUGGAGGCUCCAGAGCAGCACCAUGGACGUUUGAUACGAACUAGGAGUGAGUUUGAAAGGGAAAGGGCCCCUGAGCUCUAGGCCAGCUCGGUGAUUGAAGCAGCAGCAGCUCCUCUUUGUACCUUAUCUGUCAGUUCUGCACCUGAGGCAGACCGGCCCCAUUAGGGUGAAGGCUCUAGUAGCCACUUGUGGCCCUUUCAUUGUUUCACUGCUUAUUAGGAGCUGCCUUUGGGACCUCAGUAUUCAUCACUGCAUCUCUAGAUGAGAGGAGGAGACAUGUUAUGUACUAAAGCUGGCUGAACCCCAAGACUUACCACUUUUACUUCAGAGGGGUGAAGGACUAGGAUCCUCUCCCUACCACAUGGUAAGGCCCAGCGGGUGAGGCUGCUCCCCUCUGCUCGGAGGCAGAGAGAGCAGAUAGUGUCUCAUUAUGGAGGAAGUGGAGAUCUUCCUGUUGCGGAGACAGUGCUAGACAGCGUGUCCCUGGCCUUGAGGCACAGCUUCUGGCGCUAUGGCUGUGUCCGGUGGCCUGUGUAGACAGAGUUUAAAGGCUUUAUUCUGGGUGCCUAGAGCUUUCCAGCUUCCAGGCAAUGCACUGACGUGAGUGAAUGAGGUGUCGUUUCCAGUAGUGGUAGCGGGGACUGUCUGAGAUGGGAUCUCUGGUUCUCCGUUUAAGACACCUGCUUCCAAACAGGUCACAGGCAUCUGGGCCUCAGAGUAAGUCACACAUUUCUUGCUCUAGCUGCUCAACUUGUUUGCCAGAGCUUCUGGCUUCCUGGCACAAGCCUGUAGCUGCUCCCUGCUUGGCUUCUGUUCUGCUCAGCCCCUGAUGCCCAUGCUCUGUGCAGCUGUGGGAAUAAUCAGUGGUUUUUUAUUCAGUGUUUUGAUGAAGCUGGAAUGCAUUUUCCUACCCAGAAUAGGUCAUUAGUGCUGUGGUCACAGGAUGCAGCCUUCCCCAAUGACUGUGAGUAUCAAGUCUCUGUCUGGAAUUCACCUUCUUCCUACAAGCGAGAGGCUUUCCUAAGAAAAUUGGAGAGGGAAAGAAGCAUGUUUUCAUGCUCGGUAUUUUCUUAAUUCCUGUUAGAGAAUGAGGUUAAUUUUAUUCCCCUUAAAUUGAUUAGCAAACUGUCUUUGAACUAAGCUUUUGGGUGCAGCUAGCCUCCCCUGCCUUAUGUGAAGCCUCUAAGGAGUCCUGAGUCCUUCUCACCUUUGCUGUAAGACGGGUUGUGACUUCAGUAGGCUUAAAACAUCCCCAUCAAUGGCAUGUCACUAGAAUUGCCUUAGAUUUGUUGGUUAUCCAGUCACGUCUCAUGGACUUCUUUUGAGAGACUGUUUAGGGGAGCCAGUAUUCCCCAUUUGUCUCUAGAGGUGGAUGCCAAACCACUGCUUGCAAUUUAUGCUUCUUGAAUACUUCUUUGGUGCCUAUUGCUUGUAUCUUGGAGCUGAAUCAAGUGCAGUCUCCAGUGCAAUGUCCAGGGUAAGGAUUGUACUGAAGGAAGAGCAGGGGAACAGCCCUCCUGGAAUGUGGUGAGCAUCAGGUGCCCUGAUGUGGCCACAUUGUUUGGUUGCCUUUGUGACUCUGCUCUCCUUUCUCCCAUAUGUAUUGGAGCCAGUUCUUAUGUUAGGGUCCCGGCCUGAAGGUGGUUGUUGCUGUUGGAAAUGAUUGAGUUGGUCACGUUGCAGAAGUGCCGAGUGAAAAGCUGAGCCUGAGCUGUCUCCCACAUGCAGACACCAAGUUGAUGGGAGUCGCUCUUGUGCAGUGCACUACUAUCCUCAUUUCUCAGUGCUCUGUGGUUGGGAAGCUAGGUGCACAGACUGGAUUCCCCUUGGAUCUAGUGGAGAAUUAGAGUCCCUGACAGAGGAUGCUCCACAAUCACACAUGUGCCUUAGAGGAUUCACGCUCCCCAGGUUGUGCUUGUUACAGACCGCAGAUUUCACACCAGCCAGCUAUGCAACCAAAAAAAAGGAGUUUAAAGCCAGCACCUUCAUCUUGGGCUGAAACGGGAAGGGCAAGUGGGCAGAAAUGCUUUUGAGCAGUUUCAAACCCUUUUAAAUUCUCCCCUUCUUGCAGUGCUAGCUCUGUAUGUGUUGGUCUCCUGCUAGUAUUGCUACAGAGUUGUUAUAGUGGAACACAACUUAUGCCUUGCUCUGACACUCUGGCUGAAAACUAGUUUGUCAUUGUCUUUGUUUUUGAAAGGUUAAAGGGUGUAGUGGUUUGGAGUUCUUGUUUAAAUAAAUGUUUAAAGU